ACAAAGACAGAGGAAGUUGAUAUUUCCCCACUAACACUCACAUUCGCUUCUCCUUAACUUUUAUUUAUAUUUUCUUUUCCAUGUUUCUGUUUGUGAUAAGACUUCUCACUUUCUCCAUCUCUCACUACUAUUGCCUUAAUUUCAUACUUUCUUUCAUUUCUGUGGAUAAUGAUCAUCACAGUUUAGCGACCGCAAAUUAUCUGCUUCUCUACACAUGGCGUCGCGGGGUUUCUUUUCGUUCGGAAGAUUUUGGCAACCGUUUCAGGAGAUGUGUUUAUGAUUUGCACCACAGUAUUCUAGGUUUGCUAUUUGUUGUUCUGAUAACUAGGGUCUUCACCGAUGCAAUAAGAAAUGCAGUUGGCUGGCCUCGACCAGACUUCUUUUGGCAUUGCAUGAGGAUACUGCCUCAUGAUCAAAACACUGGAGCCUUCUUCAUUGUUGUAGUACAAAAAGUUUCUCCUUUGUCAGAUAGUUUUUCUUAUGACUAAAUUUAUUUCUCUCUCUCUCUGAUUUUGUUAACAGAUAAUUAGGAAAUUUUGGAGAACAUGGGAAAAUAAUUCGUGUAUGACUAUUUUGCAUACCAAAUUUCUUAUGGAAUAUUCUAGGAUAUUACAAGUGACAUGCAUUCUGCUAGUUAUUGCCACAAUCUACACCACUUAGUAAUAUUUAUUGGUCAAUCCUUGAAUCUCUAUGAUAAAUGAGCUUUGAUUAAUUCUUAUGACUGAGUGAAAUAUACUUUCAUCUUACAAGAAAGACAAACAAUGCAAGAAGGCAGCUCUGCACCAUGUUCUUUCCGGAUAUCAUCUGAAGGAUUGCCCCUUAUUCUCCCAUACAUAACCAAACAAAUUUUGCAUGCAUCUCCCGCAGACUUCAAGCAUCUUCUGCAGAACAAAGAAGUAAAGUUUGAAGAUUUUACUGAUGUUGCUGGUAUUGGUGGACUUAUUAAAACACUUCAUCUUGAUUGGAGUCCUUUAUGUUGUUGGUAUUGCUGAACUUCUAUUAUUUACAUAGAAAUAGUACUAUUAAUUUCAUUCC
Glycine soja is the source of this 1035-nucleotide messenger RNA. RefSeq lists its product as uncharacterized. NCBI's taxonomy places the organism in Eukaryota, Viridiplantae, Streptophyta, Magnoliopsida, Fabales, Fabaceae. Gene Ontology annotation, biological process: phospholipid metabolic process. The record is from RefSeq and is a predicted model, not a curated record. The transcript is spliced from 3 exons. Gene Ontology annotation, molecular function: phosphatidate phosphatase activity. Bases 81 to 488 code for a protein of 135 amino acids.